Messenger RNA from Paramecium sonneborni, 1054 nucleotides. NCBI's taxonomy places the organism in Eukaryota, Ciliophora, Oligohymenophorea, Peniculida, Parameciidae. The record is from the annotation of a GenBank genome assembly.
AUGGGUUUCUCAUAUGUUUUAUUUCCUCUGUGUUUUUAAGCUAAAAAAAAAGGUCAACUAUUUUCAUUUUUUUAUCUUUAAAGUAUAAAUGGAUUUGUUAAUGUCAUUAAUAAAUACGCAUUUCUUAAAAGUGAGUCAAAAAAAAUUAAUUCAUCGUUUAUUUCGACGAUAACAGAAUAACUUUCUAGGAUUGAUCCUAAGUAUCUUCAUGCCUUAUGUAGAAAAAGUAAUAACUCUCAAUUUUUAUAUUCGGCUAUUGUUUAUAAUUUUAAAAUUAAUUAAGCAAUUUAGGCUAAUUUGACUAAGCAUUAUAAUACAUAAAUAAAGCUCUAAAGAUUAAUUCUAAUUACAUCGUUGCGUUACAUUAGAGAGGUAAUAUUUUAUCAAUAUUAAUAGUAUUAAUUUGAAAUACAAUCAUAAUAUAAUUUGUUAAAAGCUUUCAAUUUUUAUUUUUUUUACUAUGAAACAAUUACAUAGAAAUAGUCAAAUAUAUAUUUACAUUUACAUCGCCUAAUGGAAAGUAAUAUGAUGUAUUUUUAAAGAAUUUGUAUUUAAUUUUAGUAUGUAAAGGAUAAGAAACAUGGAUUUGGAGAUUUUACUUUUAAGAUGGAUAUAUCUAUAAAGAAAGUAAUUGGUUUGAAGUUAUGUAACAUUGUAAUGGUACACUUUUAUACAAAAAGUAGAAUAUGUAGAGAAGGUGAAUAGUUAAAAGGAAAAAGUGUAAAAUGGUUGGGUUUAUAUCAGGCAGUUUAAGAUUUUGCAACUUAAAUAAUAUAUCUUUCUAAUUUUGCUCUUAAAUUAAUUUUAUGUGACAUCAUGCAAAUUCUGUGCUGAAAUAUAACAAAUAGUUAUGAAAAUACGAGAGGUUAUAAUUGUUUAUAGAAGAAGAAGUCAGUAGAUGAGUAAAUAGAUGAAGAGACACGAAAUAUUUAUAGUGAAAAGGAAGACAUGAAUAUAGAGUAGACAAAAGACUUUGAUCCAAGUUAAUGGUAAAUUUGGACAUGUAUAUUUAGUGAGGUAUAAAAUAAAAUUUAUAUCCAAUUAGGGAGCGUGA